AUGCCUGUGGGCCAGCAGUGUGCAGUGUACCGGCACGCUGCCUUUGGCAGAGCGAAGGGCUAUAGUUCUAGAGCUGUCUACGAACCAAAUGGUCAGUUGCCUCCAUCCUGCGUGAGGCAGUUUGCGAUUGAGCAAGGACUGAAAAUUCAUGACUGGCCACACAGCGUCCCAAUGAAUCGAUACGACGUCGGUAUCAUUGUAUCUUUCGGACACCUUAUACCACCUGCUACCAUUGAGAGUUUCCCAUGGGGCAUGUUGAACGUGCAUCCUAGCGCUCUGCCUCGCUGGCGAGGUGCUGCCCCUGUAAACCACACAAUUCUGGCCGGAGACACGCACGCAGCAGUCACAAUCAUGCAGAUACAGCCGAGAUUUGAUGUAGGCCCUGUACUAAAGCAAGAGAUAGUUCCAGUACCUGAGAACUGCAUGGCUUCAAAACUUAGGCAACAGCUUGCACAGAAAGGGGCAAUGAUGCUAGUCGACUGUUUAGAGAAGUUACCCUCUGUUGUCGCCAAUGCCAAGGCGCAGUCAAAAGAAGGCAUCACACAAGCACCAAAACUUACUGCUUCUAUGAGUGCAGUAAAUUUCUGUGUGAACACUAAGAACGACAUUAACAUCAGAUAUCGCGCACUCAGCGAGACGUUUCCUCUGCAUUGCUUGUGGAAUCGCGAACCAGUCAAACUCUAUAAUAUGUUGCCAUUACAGCAGUGUGAUAACCUCGUGGUGGAGAGUGGUGGAGAAAAGCCUCCAGGCAGUAGCUUCUACCACAAGUGUCGACAAUUAUUGUGCAUCAAAUGCAAGGAUGGGUGGGUGGCAUUUGGGGGCAUAUGUCCACUUGGGAAGAAGCAAAUGACAGCCAAGGAAUUUUAUAAUGGUUUCCUAUCAAAAGCCAAGUUUAAUAGUGUGUUGUUUACAACUUAA
This is a messenger RNA of Priapulus caudatus, 918 nucleotides long. Its product is annotated as methionyl-tRNA formyltransferase, mitochondrial-like. The record is from RefSeq and is a predicted model, not a curated record. Gene Ontology annotation, biological process: biosynthetic process; conversion of methionyl-tRNA to N-formyl-methionyl-tRNA. Gene Ontology annotation, cellular component: mitochondrion. Bases 1 to 918 code for a protein of 305 amino acids. Gene Ontology annotation, molecular function: methionyl-tRNA formyltransferase activity. Lineage: Eukaryota; Metazoa; Priapulida; Priapulimorpha; Priapulimorphida; Priapulidae. The transcript has 5 exons.